Aplysia californica (California sea hare) is the source of this 1746-nucleotide messenger RNA. Its product is annotated as leucine-rich repeat and fibronectin type III domain-containing protein 1-like protein. The transcript has a single exon. The coding region runs from base 1 to 1746 and encodes 581 amino acids. Lineage: Eukaryota; Metazoa; Mollusca; Gastropoda; Aplysiida; Aplysiidae. Gene Ontology annotation, molecular function: protein binding. The record is from RefSeq and is a predicted model, not a curated record.
AUGUUCUCAAAUAAACCGGUCGGGUACGCCGCACUUUUGUGUCUGGUGUUCUUAUUAGACAAUGAGUUGGCACGGCAGGUCGUUCUGUGCGCCUGUCCAGCCCCGUGCACGUGCACACCGUCAAGCAAUGGUCAAGUGGUUGUCUGUGGAACAGGUUUGAGCUCAUUUCCCUCAAAUCUCCCGAGUGAUACACAAAGUCUCUCGAUUCUGCCGUCUGCACCUGGGCAAACGGCAAAUAUAAUAUCAACUGUAUCGCCAAGUGACUUCCGGUCCCUUCUGAAGUUGGUGAGGUUGCGAAUUCGCCGGGCAGGGUUACACACUAUUCAAGCUGCAACUUUCUCUAAAUUGACCAAACUUUUGUCCCUGGAUCUUUCUAGCAACCAGCUGAGGCAUAUAUCAAGGACAGCCUUUGUUGGUAUCCCACAACUCCAACUACUUGACCUAACAGGUAACACGGGAUGCAAACUUGACCAGGACACAUUUGACGAUCUCCAGAGCCUCACAGUUCUUCGUAUAGGCCGCAUCGGUUUGAGGACUUUCGGGAAUAAACUUUCAAAGUUGCAAAAUUUACAAGACUUGGACCUACAUGGUAAUAACUUAUUUAGAUUGGAGGCAAAGUUCCUCGCUUCUUUGUCAAAUCUGAAACAUUUAGACGUGACACACAAUGACCUUCGAGGGAUAGAAGAAAGUCUAAAACCUCAGUUCAUGGCUCUGAAAUCUUUAAAACUAGAUUCGAACCCUUGGAGAUGCAACUGCGCCCUCUCGUGGGUGAAAUAUUUACCAAUCAAAUUCCUGUUUCCCACUCACUACGGCGGAGGGUCUGUAGUCUGUGAUGAGCCAAAAAAUGUACAGAGCAAAGAUUUGAUAAAUGUGCCCGAUUCCGAUUUGCAGUGCGUACCCGCGAGAGUCAUCUCGUGCUCGAGCUCCUUCAGCGUCAAAGAGAGCGGAGCAUUCACUCUGUCUUGUACGGUGGAGGGCGAUCCUUUCCCCGACGUCACGUGGGUAUCUCCAAGAGGAGUCAACGUCAGCCGUAUCGUCAUGUUCGGUGUACAGAACACUACUAGUCUAAUAGUUCAGUCAUCGCAGUUUUCUGAACACCACGGUACGUGGAAGAUUAUAGCUGAGAGCUACAAAACGGAGGACACGAAGACAAUUCAGGUGGAUGUAAUCACUACUACGACAUCAGUAACAACGACAACGACGACAACAACAACAACAACAACAACAACAAGAGCUCCAACAGCCUCAACUGGAACCGUUAACAGCAGUCUGAAACCGACAGUGCCCCACUCCGGAUCAGUCACCCCCUCUCAAGGACCGUUACCAAACUCCGGACAAAGUACUAAAAACGUUGGAGGCAGAUCCACAGCGGCCACUGGAAACGCAGGACCUUCACAAGGCCAGCUAAAGCAAACGACACCUCAUACAGGUCAAGGUCACAAGCCUACAUCACGUCGGCCAGGAAGUGCAGCCAAACAGUCCCGUCAGCCACGUCCUGUAGCCUCGUCCAAAGACUCCACCGUCAACAUCGCUAUUGCUGUGGCGGCCGUCGUCAUGUCCGCUGUGCUGUGCUGUAUCGGAGUCGCCGUCUUGUGCGUCGCUGUGGCCCGGUCCAGAGAGAAAGCGCGGGUGGGCAUCCAGUCUGAUGACAGGACAGGCGCUCUCGGAGGGGGUAAGCUUGAAACAGUUUUUAUUUUGACGACUUCAGAGAAUGGAUCAACCAAUGUUCAGCAGUGGACACACUGA